GGCGUCGCGCUGCGUGCUUCGGGACCCCGCGGCGCCGCACUUUGUCACCAUUAGCCCUUCUGUGUGUCUGGGCUAAACACUUACCAUUUUGGAGUUUAAAGUAUGUCAUCAUGGCCAAAUUUCGAAGAAGGACUUGCAUCAUUUUGUCACUUUUUAUUCUAUUUAUUUUCUCCCUGAUGAUGGGUUUAAAAAUGCUGAGGCCAAAUAAAGCUACUUUUGGAGAUCCUUUUGGACUUGAACUUCUUCCAGAACUUCAUCAACAGACUCGCUUAGGGAAAAGCCUUGAUUCCCAAAACAAUGACAGAAUCAACAGUGAAACAAAUGUCAAGAAUUUGAAAAGUGUUGAAAUCACUGUGAAACCAUCCAAAGCCUCUGAACCUUACCUGGAAGAGCUGCAACCUCUGAAUUAUUAUUUACAUGUCUUUUAUUACAGUUGGUAUGGAAAUCCUCAAUUUGAUGGUAAAUAUAUACAUUGGAACCAUCCAAUCCUGAAGCAUUGGGACCCUAGAAUAACCAAGAAUUAUCCACAAGGGAAACAUAAUCCUCCGGAUGACAUUGGCUCCAGCUUUUACCCUGAGUUGGGAAUUUACAGCUCACGGGAUCCUUCUGUCAUUGAAACUCACAUGAAACAAAUGUACUCAGCUUCAAUUGGUGUACUAGCCCUAUCUUGGUAUCCACCUGGUACAAAUGAUGAGAAUGGAGAAAAUACUGAUGAUUUGGUACCAACUAUUUUGGAUAAAGCUCAUAAAUAUAAUCUGAAGGUCACUUUUCACAUCGAGCCAUACAGCAAUCGUGAUGACCAAAACAUGUACAAAAAUGUCAAAUAUAUUAUAGACAAGUAUGGAAAUCAUCCAGCCUUUUAUAGGUACAAGACCAAGACUGGCAGUGCCCUUCCUAUGUUUUAUAUCUAUGAUUCCUAUAUCACAAAGCCUGAGAAAUGGGCCAAUCUGUUAACUACCACAGGAUCUCAGAGCAUUCGCAAUUCUCCUUAUGAUGGACUGUUCAUUGCACUUCUAGUAGAAAGCAAACAUAGGUACGAUAUUCUACAAGGUGGUUUUGAUGGAAUUUACACAUAUUUUGCCACAAAUGGCUUCACUUAAGGCUCAUCCUAUGAGAACUGGGCUAGGCUAAAAUUUUUUUGUGAUCAGUUCAACCUACUGUUUAUCCCAAGUGUUGGCCCAGGAUAUAUAGAUACCAGCAUCCGUCCAUGGAACGCUCAAAAUACUCGGAACCGAAUCAGUGGGAAAUACUAUGAAACUGCCCUGGGUGCAGCACUACAUGCCCACCCCAGUGUAAUUUCCAUCACCUCUUUUAAUGAGUGGCAUGAAGGAACUCAGAUUGAAAAAGCUGUUCCCAAAAAAACCAGUAAUACAGUGUACCUGGAUUACCGGCCUCAUAAACCAAGUCUUUAUCUAGAACUAACUCGUAAAUGGUCUGAAAAAUACAGUAAGGAAAGAGCCGCUUAUGCAUUCGAUCAUGAGCUGCCUCUUUCUUAAUGCAUUUAUAAUUAUAGAAAGCAAUAAAUAUGUUUUUUGAGUUACAGGAAUAACUGUCAGUCAGUAUACACUGAUCUUAAAAGAAUUUGGCCUUUUUUAAAAAUGGUAACAACAUUGGCACCCUUCACAGUGCUGCACUGAAAAAAUAUGGGAGAAAAAUUGUGCCUAAUUUGCUGAAUUUCUACUUUGAUACUAAUUUUUAUUUCACAGUAAAUGCUUGUGUUGCAUAAUUAGUGCACAGUUACAUCCAACUUGUAUUCUGGGCCAAAGAAAUAGAUUGUGUGCAUAUUUGGUAUGUCUAGUGAGGAAAAUAAGACCUAAACAAUAGUGUACAUGUUUGAUUUAGACUUUUUUCAGUGAUUCAGUCAUCCAGAGUCUGAACACUAAAGUCUCCAAUAAAAAUUCUUAAGGAAAACGUAAUCAUAACUUCAGUCUUACAGUGAAUCCUGUCGUGUGAGGAAGGCCUGCUUUCUGAAGCACAGCAUCCUUUGAGGAUUUUUGAUAAACUGUAGCACGCUUGGUGUUGUGUCUGUCUCAUGUAUCUGCUUCACAAUGCUGAAUUCCAGAUUUUAGAAGCUGUGGAAAGUUGUUUCAUAAAAGUUAACAAUUACUUCUUAAUUAUUAAGAAAACAUACUUCACAAUUAUUCAUGUUUCAAAAAUUCAAUGUUAAUGAGAGAUCAACUGUUAAUAUCAAUUUUUAUUUCUUUUUCUUUCUUACCGAUCCCUGGAUUUCCUUCAUGUUUUAAGCUAUUUUUACCAAAAUAGAGAAAAUAUACUUAGCAUUUUAAGGCCGUGGAAAUGAAAAUUCUUUUAUAUCUUAAAUCAUUCCUAAGUUUUACUUUUAACAUUCUAAUAAUGGAAAUAAUCUCAUUUAAAAUACUUUGGUAUUAUGUAUAAUAAUAUCCCCCUGUAAAAACAUCAUACUUUCAUGGUACCUAUCACGUUUCAUGCUUGUGAUCAGUUGUCAUACUGUGACAGAUUAACCUACCUGUAUGCUAAUAGUGAAACUAUAAUAGUAUAUGUUCUCCUCCAGUUCUUACAGUUAAUAUUUGUAACUAGAACUGUAGUAAAAAAACAUAUGCUAUUACAUGAAAAGUGUAAAAUUAUUUCUUAUUAAAUUUAAAUAGAAGCAAUUGGGCAGUGCUAAUCAAAAAUACAUAAAUCUUCAGGGUUUAGAGACACUCAUGCAGAAGUAAAGUAACAGUAGAAUUUAUCAUAAAAUAGCUCAUCAGGUGAUGAAACUUAUUUUUAAUCAGUGAUUCUGAAGUAAAAUUUCUUUGAAAAGAGGUAUGAUUCGUGUUUAACUUAUUUAUAACUUAAUUUGCCAUUUCUCAGAAUGAUCAGACCAGGAGAAAUUAGUACAACAGUAGUAAUCCACUUUCUACAGGGAAUGACAAUAAAUCACUAUAAUGACAUAAGCAAGCAUCUUCAUAGGCACACUCAUACAGAUAGAACCUGUGGAUUUUUUUUUUCUUAUAUUAGCCACUGUAUGCUAUCAUAGGGAUGAAUUCUAAAUAUGUCAUGCCUAGUAACCCCUUACACUGUAUUAAAUUUUGAAGAACUACUACAGAGAAAUUUUUGUCACUGUUUAUACUGUAUAUUUGUACCUACUGUGACAGAAAAUUUUAUGAACUGGUUCUUAGAUUAAGGGAAAGUGUAUGAAAACAAAGUCAACAAAUCCUCAAUACAAAUACCACCACUUCCUAUCUUGCUCUCAUUGCAGACCUAGAUCAUUGACAGCAUGCAUUACCUCUAAACUUUACCCCAACCAGCCAGUAACAAUCAGACUUCAAAGGAAAAUAAAACAGGUCUGUCUUCAGUGCAGAAAGUUAUUUUCAAGGGAAAAAUGUUUGUGGAGACUAUCAUGUGUCUUUUCACCUGUUUUAAAAAAACAAUUAUUAGAAGGAGUCAUCUCCAAUAAUUUUAUUCUCAAGAAUGCUCUCAAAACCUUCCUCAGGUAUUUAUUACAGCUGCCUUCAUCAUUUGACUUCUAGCACAGUUUAUAUCAUUAUUAUCACAAGAAGAGCAAAGAACUGAUUGGCUAAUUUAAACCAUAUAGGUGUAAAUUCAAUAAACUUAAACAGUGUAAUAUAUGCAAUGCAUGAAUCAUAAUUCUUUUAUGGUUUAUAGAAAAAUCUGUUUUAUUGUCCCUUUAAGGACUAAUUGUCAAAAACUGCUGUUAAUAAUGUUUAAGUUGUACAUUAACUUUUUUGUUUUGAAGUAAUUAAAAAUGGACUAUUUUGUUAUAUUAUCUUUCAUUUA
Molecule: messenger RNA, 3759 nt
Organism: Hyaena hyaena (striped hyena)
Lineage: Eukaryota; Metazoa; Chordata; Mammalia; Carnivora; Hyaenidae
Gene: MANEA
Product: mannosidase endo-alpha
Exons: 5
Cellular component (GO): Golgi apparatus
Molecular function (GO): alpha-mannosidase activity
Source: RefSeq, a predicted model, not a curated record